Molecule: messenger RNA, 1307 nt
Organism: Suillus subaureus
Lineage: Eukaryota; Fungi; Basidiomycota; Agaricomycetes; Boletales; Suillaceae
Product: major facilitator superfamily domain-containing protein
Exons: 5
Coding region: 54-809 (251 amino acids)
Biological process (GO): transmembrane transport
Cellular component (GO): membrane
Molecular function (GO): transmembrane transporter activity
Source: RefSeq, a predicted model, not a curated record
CAGAAUUCUAAUCCCACAGUCGUCUUCUACAACUCGACUUGGAGUGCCAGAUCAUGGGCUUGAGUGCACGGGAUAUUGCAUUUAUCAUUGCCCUUUGUGGUGUCACAACUCUGAAUGUUUUCCUCAUCGGCGCUGUUACAGUUGCACUUCCCACUAUUGGAAGAGACCUUAAUUUCCGAGAGGGUAAUCUUUACUGGCCGGUCAAUGUGAAUUCUUUGUCAUUUGGAGGCUUACUUUUAUUCUGCGGAAGACUGGGGGACAUAUUUGGAAACCGCUUCAUGUUCCUAGUUGGGUCUCUAUGGUUCGCGAUUUGGAGUCUCGCCAUGGCCUUUGUUCCAAGUUCAGAUGUUUUCAUCGUAGAUAUGGCACUCCUGGGAAUAGGAUCGGCCGCCAACACUCCCGCUGCAAUCGGAUUAUGUUCGUCAUACUUUCCACCAGGAGCAAACAGGAGCAAGGCCUUCAGCGCACUGGGUGUUGGAUCACCUGUGGGUUUUGUUCUGGGCAUCAUUGCUAGUGAGUUUUGCGUAGCAACAUUUCCGAUAGACAAUUCAUUCAACUUUGCAGGCGGUCUUUUGACUGAAAGUCGCGCCACAUGGCGUUCAUUGUUCUGCAUUCAAGCCGCCAGAAGUCUUGAUGGUUGGUUUCCGAGCAGCUGCGUGGACUUGUUUCGCAUCGACACUGUUGGGCAUUGUCAUCGUCAUCUUUGGGUUGAGAGACCUGGGUAUUACCGGCACAAAAGCGAGGACGCGGAACAAUCAGACAAUCCCACUUUGAAGUCGGGCCAGAGUGACUCGGAAUCGCUCAAGUGAAAAGGAGCAUCAUUGUUUCGCCCAAGGCCGACGAAUUGUUGUGGGAUCUCCUUUGUUUUGUACAGUAUCAAAUAGACGGCGAUCUGCGUUUUGACAGAGUAUCAGUUAUGUACCACACUAGACUAGAAAUCCCCAGCUAUGUAUCUAUAUAAGUAUACUUGCUGCUAAAAGUGUGAUGUGCUGUUUGACACGAGUAAACUCAAACAGUGACACUCACUCAUACCUGGAGUACUGUUAUUACUGUAGCGGCUCGGUACCGACGGUAGGACAAGCUCGAGCGCCGUAGCGUACGUCAAAGAAGGCCUAGCUAAGGAUGCAAUUCAUUAUGACCGUACCUUGAACGGCUUCCUCAGUCAGGUCCUAGAUGAAUGCAAGAUCAGCAUGCCACUUUGGUCAGGGUAAACGAAUCUCGAGUUCUUAGCAGUGCAAAGGAGGGUAAUUCUUUAAGCCGCGUAUACUUCUCUUGACAGAGCUGGCAUCGACCUAAGGGAGCGUGAU